UAGCUCCUCUAAUAAAUAUGGACAAGUUUUUCCGAACCACACCCCAGUAAAACGGAAAUUCUCUACACAGAGAUAGAAAAGCCUCCUUUUGGCUUGCCGACGAGCGACGGAUUUUUUAAAUGUAUUUAUUAGACAGUUGUGUAUACGUUUUAUAUUCCUAUCGCUAAACUAUAAUGUGCCUCACUUUUAUGUUGGGACAUUCUUGUGACGUGAGUCAAUCCUCCUUAAAGACGGCAAAGUAAAGCAACGGACAAUCCAUCAUAAAAUUGGGCGGCUAGUUUUCAUUCCCUGGGAGGAAUUACGGUUCUGGCAUCACGAUGGCGCUCUCUUUGGUUUUUAAUUUCGCGUUAACCACUGUCGAGCCGGCUGGACGGUGGCGCUUGCCAACCCCAGAGAUUAAGUUGGUUGCAGUGUGAGCAAGGGAGCGGUCGCCGUCGCAGUCGCGGUCGACUGCUAAAAAGACAUGGAGGACAUCAUUUUCAUCAGCUCCGGGGAGGAUUCGGACGUCGAAAGCAGGAACGGUUCGGUAAUGCAAAAUGAACAGUCAAGAUAUUCCCCUGUACUGCUGAUUGACCUCACCGACUCGAGAUGGGCAUCUUCACAGAAGCAAUGCAGGAACCAUUAUCGGAAUCCCCCCAAGCGCUUUGUCCCGGACCUGCGUGAGUACAAACCGCGUAGGUUCAUGAUGGAUCCAUGCCCAGCGCAAUCGGCUUUGGAAGAACAAGAAAAGACUCCUAAAUACUUGAUGAGCCUGACCGAGGGCUCAGGUCUGAACUAUCCUUGUCGGGCUACUAAUGUAUCGCUCUCCGCAGAGGACCUGUCAAGGCCGGUCCAUUUCAGCAAGAUCACAGGAUUGUGUCACAACUUUGCCAGUGAAGCGCGGGACGACGGGAAAACUAGAAAUCAGGUCAGCGAUGUCUCAUGGAAAUGUCCGGAGAAGUCGUAUUACUGUCCAGCAUCUCCAAGCACCAUCAGCCAGUGGAGUUCUAGAAGCCCCUCUCUCUUUAGCCUCUCGGAAGGGGAAACUGCUGCUAGGCCUUUAACUUCUGGAGGGCACUCGUCUCACUUUCCCACCGGUCCCUCAGCCCCCCCCUCACCAUCCUGUUGGCACUCGAGCGGCCACAUGCAGGACAUAUACACAGAAACCAAAGUGGAAGCCAAUGAUAGUCAGAUCCCUCAGAUGCAUGAACUGAAGCAGGAAGAUUCAUUGGAAAGUGGCUUUCCGGACUACACGAGUGACCCCUCCCCCGCAGGCUCCUACAGCCCAUAUUACUGCCCCAGCGUGAUUGAUCAAGUUGAAUUCUCUGACAUUUCCAGUCUGUAUGAUGAGCAUCCAGACGAAGUCCACUCACCAUCUCCAGGUUCAGAUCAUCCUCACGCAGAAGGUUUAAGCGGCACUUAUGAAAUCGGGGAUUCGGGGGAUGGCCAACUAGGCAACCUGGGCCCAUCACUGGAGCCUUUCCCUGUGUCCCCAGGGACGGCCCCCCCCAAGAGCAGCCAGGCCAUCGGCUGUUUAUCCCCAGCCUUGGCUGAUGCGCCAGAUGACUUCAGACACACCUCCACUGAUAUAAUAGCUCGUGGCUCCUCUGAUUGGUUAGCUGAUGGUGUAGAACUCCCUGUCGAAAGCUCAUUCAGCUCGCUGAGUCUCCCCAGAACACCUAGCUUUUUCCCAGACCCGGGUGAGGACUGGUCACCCCAUUGCACUGACAGCUGCACACCCAGCAGCAUGCGGGAUGCCUGCAAGGAGGAAAUGGAAGCAAAGACUGAGCGUGAACCAGGUAUAGACUGUCGUUACGUGUCCCCAGCCCGUCUCAAGAGGCUGCGAAACCCAUUGUGGAGGUCAUCCCAGAUCCAGGCUGAUGACCUUCAGCUGUCUGCCCCGUUCAAGGCUAAGAAAGAUGACAAAGGUGAUGAGAAGAAGGGAGAGGAAGAAGGGUGCAGGGAAGCACUGUGUCGGCGGAGCUUGAGCCUGGUGAACACCACCAUCGAGGAAGACUUCCCCGAGGGGACUCUCCAGCUGCUUGCGGACUUCCUACACCCCCGUGUUUGUCCCCCCCCACAAAUAACAAGCCACCUUUUGCGGGGAAUACUCCUCAACUGCCAGUGUCCCAUCGCCCUUGUCUCGGAGGCCUACACCCUUCUCACGAGGACACAAAAGUACCACCCAGCUGAUCGCUCAUCUGUGCCGUGGGACUGGGAGCUGCUCUGCUCUGUCAUGAAUGAGCAGCAGAAGCCUGGUUGGUACAUGUCUCAGCCAGCACCCAAGGAUCCGUCCAAAAGGCACCAAAGUUCCGUCGUGCGCAUGCUCUUGCAGUACGUCCUGCAGACACUCGAGGACGACUUCCACCUCCAGAUGUCCCAGCACAGCUUGUUCUCUUCCAUUGCCAGUGCGACGCUUUCCUGCGACAGGAGGUUCUCCUGCGUCAGGGAUGCAAUUGGUUGGCUGGUCUACGCGGUGAAGAAUUCUACAGGUGACCCACAGAGGAAGUCCAGUGACACUGAGGAGGAGAUGCUGAAGGAACAGGACGAAAACCUCAAGGUAGUGUUCCUCCUUCAGAGGAUGCUGAAUUUGGCCUUGGAGGUGGACCGCUCCCCCACCUGCAGCUCCAACAAGAUCUCCCAGGAGCUGUUCCAGACACUGAUAGGCAUCGUCCCUCUCCGGAAACACAGACUGCUCCUGCUGGAGACGCUGGACAGCAGCCUGCUGAGGUGUAAGGUGCUGGAACUGCUGCUGCAGAACUCCUGCCUGCUCAAGAGCACCACACCUAUGUCUCUAAAGCUCCUGCUGCACUUCUUCCAGAACGCCUUGCCAACCACUGACCCCACGGACGGGGCUAUGAAAUGCUCGAGCUGGAACGAGCUUGUCCAGCUGCUGUGGAUGCUGUUGCUUAGCUACGAGGAGGUGAAGGAGGGUCACCUACGAGUGUCCAUAACCGAGCGAGCAAGAUACACCCGGCCCCCGAUCCAGACUGUGAACGAUCAGAUCACACGGGCCGCAGUGCAGGAGGCAGCCGAGGAUUUCCGCUCACGGCUGUCAGCUGACCUGGGUCCUUCCGUUCCUCCGCAGCUGGAAAAUCUAUUUUCCUCUCUGUUGGGUUACCUGCUGGAUGCAUGUCAGUGAAGAAAUAGUUUUACUCCAGAGAGAACUGUGGCUUUUCCUAUAUUUCCUAAAUUUUGCUUUUUUUUUCUAAGCAAAAUUACCAGUGCUGUCUGUAUCAUGUUAACAUAACAAACUCCAGUUUGUCUGCUGCAUUGUUGCUUUAUAGGUGGAUGGGGGCAAAAAACAGAUGGUGAAGCAAAUAGGGAGGGAGGGGGAGAGGAAGAGAGAGAGAAUUCCUUUUUAAUGUCUUUAUUAAGACAAUGAAUUACCUUUCAUACACCUCAGUCAGCUUAUGGUGGGACACUUUUUUGAUGGGUAAUAUGCCGCAUGGCAUUAUGAGAAGGGGGCGGUGUUCAUUCUUAUCCAAUCCAAUUGCCCCCAUGCACUAUAACAUAGUUUUUAUUUUGCCUUCCAUGACUCAUUUUCGCAGAAAUGAAAGUCAAAAUACAGUGAUGCAGUGGCAGUGCCUAUCUGUUCGUAUUCGUGGAGUAAAAUCCCUCUAGGGGGAGAGAUGAGUAAAUUGUAUCAAUUGUGAAUAAGAUUUCAAAAGCCUCGAUUUGAGGUUAUAAAAAUACCUUUGUAAAUAUCUCUGUAAUUUUUUUUUUGUUUGUUUCAUUUUACUCUGUUUUGUACAUCUGCAGUUUGCUUUCCUAAGUGCACAUACUCACUUUCGAUUUAAAUAAAAGACCUUGCAGAUUUUAAAAACACA
Messenger RNA from Brienomyrus brachyistius, 3809 nucleotides. RefSeq names its product SUMO interacting motifs containing 1 (gene simc1). The transcript has 10 exons. The record is from RefSeq and is a predicted model, not a curated record. The coding region runs from base 464 to 3121 and encodes 885 amino acids. Lineage: Eukaryota; Metazoa; Chordata; Actinopteri; Osteoglossiformes; Mormyridae.